AUGUAUAUUCGGUUGAAACCUGCAAAUUUUGCGACAUUUAUCAUCAUAAUUUUCUUCCUUUAUCUGGGAUAUCUUAUUUGGCAAAAAGAGGAACAUUUUCCGGAUGUUGUGAUUGAGCUCCAUGAUCUACUAAGUUAUGUGCUUUUGGCUAUAGAACUAGGUAGUCGUGCUGUCUUGGAUGUUAGUGAUGAGCAAAACUUGAAUGCUUUCAAAAAAUCUGACAUGGAUGUCGGUAAAGCGGAACUUUUGACAACAGCUGAUUUACUGUCAAACCAACUUAUAAUCAACGUCCUAAAAAGAUAUCCAGGUUUAAGGGUUAUUUCUGAAGAAAAGAAAGAUGAGUUAAGCGUAGUGGAUUAUGAAAAGUAUCAGUCACAGCAGCAGGAACUUUAUACAAAUGUGAAGACUAUUGUUGAUUUAUUUCCAUCAAGGAAAUAUUUAUUAUCAAAGUUAACUGUUUGGGUUGACCCAUUGGAUGCAACACAAGAAUUUACAGAAGGCCUGUUUGAGUAUGUUUCUGUGAUGAUUUGCGUAGCAUUGGAUGACAUACCUAUAUUUGGUGUGAUCUACAGACCAUUCACUGGUGAAAGGAUCUACGGCUUAAAUGAUUUUGGAAUCAUAAAAGGAAAUGGCAAUAAAUGGAAUCGUACAAUUUUGAAAAACCAUUCCAAAUUAAUAAUGGUUUCCAGAUCACAUGCUGGGAAUGUAAAAGAUUUGGUACGGAAUGCUUUCUUUUCCAAUUUUACUGUUGAAGCGGCUGGAGGUUCUGGUUACAAAUCGUUGAGAUUGUUGAAUGGCACUGGAGAUUUAUACAUGCACAUGACUGCUAUUAAAAAGUGGGAUACUUGUGCCGGUGAUGCUUUGCUUCGAUCGAUUGGUGGUUUAAUGCUUGACUUUAAUGGUGAUGUGCUGAGUUAUGAUCCCAGUGAUGGUUAUAUCUUACGAAAUGGUUUAAUAGCUGCAGCACAAUAUCCCUUUACAUAUCUCCAACAGUGGCGACAGCAUUUGAAAGGAACUUCGAUUGAGGGAUAG
Molecule: messenger RNA, 1032 nt
Organism: Cercopithifilaria johnstoni
Lineage: Eukaryota; Metazoa; Nematoda; Chromadorea; Rhabditida; Onchocercidae
Source: the annotation of a GenBank genome assembly